This is a messenger RNA of Empidonax traillii (willow flycatcher), 785 nucleotides long. Its product is annotated as glucosidase 2 subunit beta-like. The record is from RefSeq and is a predicted model, not a curated record. Lineage: Eukaryota; Metazoa; Chordata; Aves; Passeriformes; Tyrannidae. The annotation marks the transcript as partial. The transcript has 6 exons.
AUGUUGUACCAUCCAGAUAGAGAAGAAAUGAUAAAAUCCAAGGAACCUCCCAACGAGCCCUAUGAUCCAGGCCAGGACCGGACACAACAGCAGGGCCGUGCCUUUGGCCGCUUCCGCAGGGCAAUACAGCCAGACCCCACGCCAAGUGAGCUCAAACCAGAGCCUGAUGUCGGCAUCGUGUCGACUGAUGGCAGAGCCAAUGGUGACAGCGCGGUGACCGAUGAGGUGACAAACUCCAGCACCGCGCUGCCUGAGCUCACCACAGAGGCUGAGGGUGCAACGGCUGAGGACAACGCAGACACUGACAGCAUACCCACUGAGUGCCUGUCUGAUGCUGCCAGUGUCGAGGAUCUCUGGGAGGAAGUUGUCUCUGCUGAGGCAGCCAUUACACCAGCCAGAGAUAUGGAGCAGAGACCCCCCCGUGUGCCCAAGCUGGCCUGGGUAGAGGAGGAGGAGCAGGAAAUCCCUGGGCCUGCCCCAGCAGAGCAGCCUGAAGAGAUGGAGCAGUCCCAGCCCCUGCCAGAGGAUCCAGGCCAGGACAGCGUUGCAGACACCCCCAGCAGGCCUGCUCAGAGUGAGAAUUAUACUCCCACUGGGGAUGUUUCUGAGGAGAAUGGUGUCUCCAGUCCAGAGCAAGUGCCAGCCUUCGUGAGGAACAUGCAGCAGGCACUGACAGGCAGCAGCAGUCCAGAAGAGGAGCUGCUCACGCAGUUUCUGAGGGUGACCAAGGCAUACCCUGCUGAUGUUGUGGUCACCCUCCUGCGCUGUGCCCCAUCCUGUGACAG